Messenger RNA from Cottoperca gobio, 633 nucleotides. Its product is annotated as homeobox protein cut-like 2. Gene Ontology annotation, cellular component: nucleus. The record is from RefSeq and is a predicted model, not a curated record. NCBI's taxonomy places the organism in Eukaryota, Metazoa, Chordata, Actinopteri, Perciformes, Bovichtidae. Gene Ontology annotation, molecular function: DNA-binding transcription factor activity, RNA polymerase II-specific; RNA polymerase II transcription regulatory region sequence-specific DNA binding. Bases 373 to 633 code for a protein of 86 amino acids. The transcript has 3 exons. Gene Ontology annotation, biological process: regulation of transcription by RNA polymerase II.
CAUCAUCUGCUAAUCUACACAUCAUCUGCUUCCCUGUUCCAGACGCUAUCGAUCCGCCGGCUGUACGUCAGUAUUGAUAACUUUCCAACAUCAAGUGCAUUUGUGCAGUUAAUGUUGGCGCACGGAGCACGAGCACACUUUGCUCUUUACUUUCCCCACAGACCCGGACACUUCACUAAAAAAUGUUUUGCUUUUUCACUUCCACAAAAACAUGUCGGUAGACUCGUGCAACACAUCCGUGGAGUCUCGUGCUCGCUCUUAUUGAUGUCCUUAUGUUAAAGUGGGACCGGUGAUCGGUGUGUAACGAGGGGGGAAUCCAGCCCACAUAUUUAUUGCAGCCGCUGAAAAAAAAUCUCCUCAAUAUCCCCCAAGAUGGCCGCCGAUGUAGGAUCGAUGUUUCAAUAUUGGAAGAAAUUUGAUCUACGGCGGCUCCAGAGGGAGCUAAACUCUGUCGCGUCUGAGCUGGCCGGUCGACAAGAGGAGAGCGAGCAUUCCCACAAGCACCUGGUAGAGCUGAGCAGGGAGUUCAAGAGAAAUGUCCCUGAGGAAGUCCGGGAGAUGGUGGCACCUGUUCUCAAGAGUUUCCAGGCCCAGGUGAGUCUCACGUCUUUGCCUCCUGCAGAUCUAGGCUGA